This is a messenger RNA of Mesorhabditis spiculigera, 351 nucleotides long. NCBI's taxonomy places the organism in Eukaryota, Metazoa, Nematoda, Chromadorea, Rhabditida, Rhabditidae. The record is from the annotation of a GenBank genome assembly.
AUGCUCAAGCCAAUCAUUUUAUUGAUUUUCAUCACCAUCGCUUCAAGCUACACCAUCACCCAAUCAGACGUGCUCUGGAUAAAUUCCUUGAAAUCGACUGCUCAGGCGUAUUAUAAUCGGGCUUGGUGGAGACGGCAGAAUGUAGAAGCUGCUAGAAGAGUCGCGGUGACGACAGUAAUGCCCGCAUUGUAUACGAAAUUCUUGGACCGAAGUGCGGCUAAGCCGAGUCAUACCAGGCCCAUACCCUCACGCGGCUACAACCAAUAUUUGACCAGUGGCCCCGAAUGGACUCCAGAACCACUGGUGGUCACAGCGUCGUGUGCGGUCUCCCCAAGCAACAGCUUUGCUGGA